AUCGAAGAGCUUCUGAAGGAGGUGACAUUGAAGGAGACAAAGAAGAAGAAGAUUGAUGCUUUCCUCCAUGACAUUAACAGCCUGCUCAGCGCCAUCCCAGCGACCCCAGAAACAGAACUCACCGACCAGGCCUGGCUCCCCAAGGGAGUGAAGGUGCCAUUUCUGCAGGUGCCGUUCAGCGUGAAGGGGAGGUUCCACUUCAUGCCCCCAACUGAGGUGAAGGUGGUGGGCAGCUACCUUCUGGGCACCUGCAUUAAGCCAGAGAUCAAUGUGGAUGUGGCGGUGACCAUGCCACGGGAAAUCUUCCAGGACAAAGAUAACCUGAAUCAGCGCUACCACCGGAAGAGAGCUCUGUACCUGGCCCACAUCGCCCAGCACUUCUCCAAGGAGAAGCUCUUUGGCAGUGUGAAGUUUGCCUACAUGAACAGCAACCAUCUCAAGCCCAUCCUGCUCCUGAGGCCUCAAGGCAAGGAUGAGAAGAUGGUCACCGUCAGACUCCAUGCGUGUCCUGCUCUGGGUGUCUUCAAACCCAGCCGCUUCUAUCCCAGCAAGAACAACGUCCGGACAGCCUGGUUCAUGGAGCAGAGCAUCCCCAAAGAAGGAGCCACCGAACCCCCAACCCCGCACUACAACAACUCCAUCCUCUGCGACACAGUGCUGCUCUCCCACCUGCACUUCUUGUCUACUGCAGCGACUGACUUCCAGGGCAUGAAGGAUGGCCUGGCCCUUCUCAAAGUUUGGCUGAACCAGCGGCAGCUCAGCAAGGGCUUGGGGUGCUUCAGUGGCUUCUUGGUCUCCAUGCUGGUUGCCUACCUGCUGAUGAAACGCAAGAUUGUCAAGGUGAUGAGUGGGUACCAGGUGCUGAGAAGCACCCUGCAGUUCCUGGCCACCACUGACCUGAGCAUGACGGGGAUCAGCCUAGCAAAGGAUGUGGAUGCCUCCCUGCCUGUUCUGGAUGACUUCCACCAGGCAUUUGAAGUGGUCUUUGUGGAUCCCUCCGGGCUGGUGAACCUCUGUGCUGAUAUGACUGCCAGCAAAUACCACCAGGUCCAGUUCGAAGCCAAACGCUCCAUGGAAAUUUUGGAUGAUCGGACGGUGGACGGCUUUCAGGCACUGCUCAUGACUGCAAAGCCCAUGCUCAGAGCCUUUGACCAUGUCUUCCACCUAAAACAUGUCUCCAAGCUGCAGGGUGCCUGCAAGAAGAUGCAGCUGCUGAAUGAACUGAUGGAUCAGGGUGGGAACUACGUGGCUGCUGCCCUUCCCUUCAUUGUCUCGCUGCUGACCCGUGGGCUGGCCGGGAGAGCACUGCUUGUGGCCCACUCCUUGCCCCAGAUCCCUGAGUGGCCUAUUGAUGCUGAGCCCCCGAAACACAAGGAUAUUGGGCCCCUGACAUUUGGGCUCCUCUUUGUCCCUGACUUUGCUGCCAGCACACUGGAGAAGGGACCACAGGCUGAUCACCCUGAGGCCCUGGACUUCCGGACCUUCUGGGGAGAGAAGUCGGAGCUGCGGCGGUUCCAGGAUGGCAGCAUCUGUGAGGCGGUGGUGUGGGAGGCCAACACCACCUGCCGGAAACGCCUCAUUCCUGAGCAGAUUGUCAGGCACCUGCUGAAGCUCCACGCAGACAUUCCUGAAUCCUCCAUCUGCUACACGGGAGCCCUGCUGGAGUCUGUGAUCAGGACUGGGCAAGAGGUGUUGGGGACGGGUGAGGAGGCCAUGGUCAACGUUGUCUGCUCUUAUGACGACCUGAGCCGCAAGCUUUGGAACCUGAAGGGGCUGCCACUGACAGUGACAGCUGUGCAAGGUGUCCAUCCAGCACUCCGGUACACAGACGUCUUUCCUCCCAUUCCUAUGAAGCCGAUUUAUUCCUUCCAUACCCUAAUCAAGACCAAGCGCUUACUGCUUCCCUCGGAGGAGAAGUCCUGCCCAGCCUACAUAGCCCCUUUGAAGAUCAUCUGCCACAUGGAAGGCAGUGGCCAGUGGCCACAGGACAAAGAAGCCAUCAAGCGCAUCAAGGCAGCUUUCCACCUCCAGCUGGCUGAGCUCCUCCAGCAGCAGCACCAGCUGGUUUGCAGACCUGCGGUCACCCACACCGAUGUGUACAAGGAUGGCUACGUUUUCCGUCUCCAAGUAGCCUACCACCGGGAGCCCCUGAUCUUGAAGGAAGUGGUCACCCCUGAAGGGAUGGUGAAGUACGAGGACACAGAGGAGUCUCAGCAGCUGGAGCUGGAGACGUUGCAUCUGCCCUAUCUAACCAGCUCCCUGCAUGGGCUCCAGCAGCAGCACCCUGUCUUUGGCAGCACUUGCCGGCUGGCCAAGCGCUGGGUCAGUGCCCAGCUCCUGAGUGACAGCAUUUCUGAGGAGUGUAUGGACCUCCUUGUGGCAUUUCUCUUCCUCCACCCAGCCCCCUUCACACCGCCCAGCUCUCCUCAGGUGGGGUUCCUGCGCUUCCUUGACUUGCUGGCAACCUUCGACUGGAAAAAUAACCCUCUGAUCGUCAACCUGAACGCUGGCCUCACAGAUACUGAUUGCACAGAGAUAAAGAACAAGUUUGUGGCUGCUCGCUCUCGCCUCCCCAUCAUGUUCAUUGCCACCCCCAAAGACCAGUGGAGCUCCAUGUGGACCCAAGAGCGACCCUCAGCACAGAUCCUACAGCGCCUUCUCGUGCUGGCCUCAGAGUCUCUCAGGGCCCUGGAAGAGCAGCUCAUGGACCCGCUCAGCAGCCAGGAUGUGAAGAUGGUCUUCCGCCCUCCUUUGGACUUCUAUGAUGUCCUAAUCCACCUGAAUCCAAAACAGAUUCCUCGGCAUCUGGAGAGCGUGGACCGGCCACAAAAGUCCUUUACCCGGGGUGUGGUGAAGAACAGCACUGCUGUGAAGAUCCUCUUCCCUGUGGUGGAUUAUGACCCUGUACAGUGUUACCUCCAGGAGCUGAGAGACGCUUUCAGCAAUCUCGCCUUGUUCUUCUACGACAAGCAUGGUGGGGAAGUAAUUGCAGUCUUGUGGAAACCUUUGAGCUUUCAACCUCAGCCUUUUAAGGUCUCCAGCAUGAAAGGAAGGAUGGUGACAACUCUGAACAACGAGCUGGUCUGCGUUCCCAACGUGGAGGCAAUUCUGGAGGACUUUGAGGUUAUGGGAGAAGGCCUGGUCAAAAGUGUGGAAGCUCGUACAGAGAAAUGGACUAUCUGAGGCUACUCAGAGGUGUCAGAGGGACCCAUCCUGAAACAGAGUUUGUUCACUCUGGGACUGUUCCUUUUUUAUAAAUCAGUCCUAGAAAAGGUGUUGAGUUU
Molecule: messenger RNA, 3284 nt
Organism: Pterocles gutturalis (yellow-throated sandgrouse)
Lineage: Eukaryota; Metazoa; Chordata; Aves; Pterocliformes; Pteroclidae
Gene: NOL6
Product: nucleolar protein 6 (RNA-associated)
Exons: 24
Biological process (GO): tRNA export from nucleus; rRNA processing
Cellular component (GO): small-subunit processome; CURI complex; UTP-C complex
Source: RefSeq, a predicted model, not a curated record